AUGGAGGGCCGAGGCACCUCAUUCAGCCCCGACGACUCUUUGUCUUCCAACGGCCAAUAUGGCGAGGAAUGGGCUCGCGAUCUCCGCCUCAAGUUUGAAGGUCUUCUCCGGGACAAGCGCAUGAACGACCUGCGUUCUUGCACCAGAAACCACUCUCCCAGCCACCAUUCUUCCGAUUUGGCAGCGCAGUCAUCAAGCGCUGAUCCAGCUGCGCGAGCGUCCUCCACAGAAGACAGAGCAGGGAAAAUCCAUGGCAGGGAAAACUCACAGACCCCCCCGUCUUACUCGUGCCUCCGACAUCUUCCCAAAAUACCGACUGCGCCAGCUGCUGGUGACCGCGAUUCUCAGAAAUUCCGAAAUCUCAUGAUCAGCUUAUCACUUACACCGACCAAAUACGAAAACCCAGGGCUGUUAGAUGAGGCUCUUCAGACCAUUCCGCUCGAUCGCAUUUACGGCGAGGCCGAAGAGGAAUGUCAGGUUCUGCAGGCUGAAGCCGAGAGCAUGGGUGACGGCCGUCGGCCGGAAUGGGGAUAUCAAGAUUGCGUCAUCCGAGCACUUUUACGAUGGUUCAGGCGCUCCUUUUUCACGUGGGUCAACAACCCUCCUUGCCCCGUUUGCUUAUCGCCGACCAUCGCCCAAGGCAUGACUGCUCCGACACCUGAGGAAAGCGCAUGUGGCGCUCUGCGGGUGGAGCUGUAUCGAUGCUCCGCACAAAACUGUGGCGCGUACGAGAGAUUCCCUCGUUACGGUGACGUCUGGCGCCUUCUUCAGACUCGUCGCGGGCGUGUCGGUGAGUGGGCAAACUGCUUCAGCAUGCUUUGCCGUGCGGUCGGUGGCCGGGUUAGAUGGGUCUGGAACGCCGAAGACCAUGUUUGGACCGAGGUCUAUUCGGAACACCAGCAGCGAUGGGUCCAUGUUGAUGCCUGCGAGGAAGCGUGGGACAGCCCUCGCUUAUACGCCGAGGGCUGGGGCAAGAAGAUGUCUUAUUGCGUCGCAUUCUCAAUCGAUGGCGCCACCGAUGUGACCCGACGAUAUGUGCGCAAGAGCGAGUCGGCCGCGGAGCGCAACCGAUGUCCCGAAGAAGUCAUGCUCUACAUCAUGCAAGAGAUCAAGAACAUUCGACGCAGCAAUAUGAGCAAGGACGAGCGCUUCCGCCUCGAAAAGGAGGAUCGACAAGAAGACGAUGAGCUUCGAAGAUAUGUCGUGGCCUCGAUUGCCCAGGCUGUCACCAACCUCGUGCCUGGAGCGCCGACCUCGUCCUCCGGCACCAGUCGCACUGCUCCCACCCACGGGCAAGACGUCAAGGUUCCUCCUGAACAACUCGCACAACAACAGGCGGGCUCUCCUGCCUGGUUGAUGGCUCAGCAACAGUCACGAGACCAACAAUUUGAGCCCCCGCACGAUCCCCGCCAGCGUUGA
Ustilaginoidea virens is the source of this 1419-nucleotide messenger RNA. RefSeq lists its product as uncharacterized. The coding region runs from base 1 to 1419 and encodes 472 amino acids. Gene Ontology annotation, cellular component: nucleus; cytosol. The transcript has 2 exons. The record is from RefSeq and is a predicted model, not a curated record. NCBI's taxonomy places the organism in Eukaryota, Fungi, Ascomycota, Sordariomycetes, Hypocreales, Clavicipitaceae. Gene Ontology annotation, molecular function: peptide-N4-(N-acetyl-beta-glucosaminyl)asparagine amidase activity. Gene Ontology annotation, biological process: protein deglycosylation; glycoprotein catabolic process; protein quality control for misfolded or incompletely synthesized proteins.